AGCUGAGAAAGAGAAUAUCAUCACCCACUCACCUCAGCUCCCGCACACAUACCCUCACACGUCCAGAGAGGAGGGGAGACAGCGAGUAUAUUAGUGAGAGAGAGAGAAACGCAGCGGAAGGGAGGGUGAGAGAGCUCUGGUAGACGGAGGCAGUGUGGAUAUCAAACGGAAGCUUCUAAAGCUUUAGGAUUUUCCAACCAGCGUUUAAUUUUCGUACAUUCUCACCUGAAGGACUCUUAGACCAGAGCAGCACAGGAAGGCAGUGAAGAAUCACCGGCUUUUGCUUGUUUUAUUUGGAAACGCGGGGUUUGUCUGUUGGCAAGCGGCAGUGGAGAUGCUCCUGUAAUUGGAUUCAUCUGGAAAGCUCUCAAACCGCAAGGAGAGCUGCUUAAGUGACAGCGGUGCUAUAACGCAGCGUAGUAAAUUCAAUUUCUUUCAGUCUUUCUUUCCAUCCUUUCUGUUCUCCUUCUGCCUUCUCGGCAACCCCUGUCAUCUCUUUCCCACUAGCAGAAGAGUUUCUGUGGAACGUGUCGCACGCAGAUCCUCGCGAUGGGUGAUAAAGGCACAAGGGUGUUCAAGAAGGCAAGUCCGAAUGGAAAGCUAACGGUGUACCUUGGUAAGAGGGAUUUCGUUGACCAUGUGGACCUUGUGGAGCCUGUCGAUGGUGUGGUUUUAAUUGAUCCAGAGUACUUGAAAGAAAGAAAAGUUUUUGUGACACUGACGUGUGCUUUCCGCUAUGGACGGGAGGACUUGGAUGUUCUUGGCUUGACAUUUCGCAAAGACCUCUUUGUGGCCAACAUCCAGGCAUUUCCUCCUGUGCCUGAAGAGAAAAAGAGCUUGACACGUCUACAAGAGCGAUUGAUAAAGAAACUUGGAGAACAUGCUUACCCCUUCACCUUCGAGAUUCCUCCGAACUUACCCUGUUCUGUAACGUUACAACCAGGGCCAGAAGAUACAGGAAAGGCCUGCGGGGUUGACUUUGAAGUCAAAGCUUUCUGUGCAGAAAAUGUUGAAGAAAAAAUCCACAAAAGAAAUUCAGUGCGUCUUGUUAUCAGAAAAGUGCAGUAUGCUCCAGAGAAGCCGGGCCCACAGCCAAUGGCUGAAACCACAAGGCAGUUUCUCAUGUCAGACAAACCAUUACACCUGGAGGCCUCACUUGACAAAGAGAUUUACUAUCAUGGUGAACCAAUCAGUGUCAACGUCCAUGUCACAAACAACACAAACAAGACAGUAAAAAAAAUAAAGAUUUCAGUGCGUCAAUAUGCUGAUAUUUGCCUCUUCAACACUGCCCAGUACAAGUGUCCAGUGGCAACAGAGGAAUCAGAUGAUAUAGUGGCUCCCAGUGCCACAUUUUGUAAAGUAUACACUCUUACCCCAUUCCUCGCAAAUAACCGAGAGAAACGCGGUUUGGCUCUGGAUGGCAAACUCAAACAUGAAGACACAAAUUUAGCAUCAAGUACAUUGUUAAGAGAGGGAGCCAAUAAGGAAAUUCUGGGCAUCAUUGUUUCCUAUAAGGUGAAAGUGAAGCUGGUGGUGUCCCGUGGAGGUGAUGUAGCUGUCGAGCUCCCCUUUACAUUAAUGCAUCCCAAACCAUUGGAGGAAUCGAUCUACAGAGAUGCCCCAGAAAAUGAUGCCCCCAUUGACACGAACCUCAUUGAAUUUGACACAAAUGACGAUGACAUCAUCUUCGAGGACUUUGCUCGGCAACGACUGAUCGGGGCAAAAGACGACAAAGAUGAAGAUGAGGAGGGUGCCGAUUCGCCCAAACUGAAUGACAGAUAGACGUGCAGAUAAGAGUUUCCUGUGUUGUGACGAUACGAGAGACCCUUUCUAGAUAACCUGGAAAAAUGGGACACCCUUUAACACACUCACAGUGGUGCAGUUGUUGUGUUCUUGUUCACAUUCGUCUCUUCCAUCCUGCGAGGGUGUAAAAUAAAAACUUGUGUAGAAAAAUGUGACCUUGUCGUUGAAGCGAUUAGAAGGUGAGGUUUUAGUUGAUAGGCCGCCCACUGAGUGCCUCGGAUAUUAGAGGGUCUUUUGGGGUUGAGGCAAUGGCUUCUCAUCAUAGCUAAAUCAAACGUCGGUGGUAGCAUGCCUUUGUUGUUGCUUUGUUUUAUAGAUUCUUCCUUUGAUUAGAACAGAGGGGGAGUUUGAGGGUCGUGGCUUCGUAUUAAACCCUAUUUAAUGUAUGGAAUUUGUUCUGUUUUAAUUACUCUAAAAGGAACUGGAUUUACUAUUUUUUAUUAUAAAAAGCUGCCAAAUUGAAUAAUCUUUAUAAUGUCUCAUGUCUCAACUGAGGUACUUUUUUCCACGUUUCAAAAGAACCAAUGUCUCAUCUAAUCUAAAAGUUAUCGUAUAUAUAUAUCUAUAUAUAUAUAUAUAUAUCUAUAUCUAUAUAUAUAUAUAUAUAUAUAUAUGAUACAUGACAAUGCAACAACCAUUUAUGACAUUUUUUUCUCUUCAAUGGUUUCUAAAAGUGGGUUUCUAUGAAAUCAUUUAAUUGUAAACAAUGCCUAUAUAUCUUUAAAGGGACAGUAUAUUAUUAUAGGAUAUUUUUACAUAAUUGAAGCUUCUCAAACAAAGCACCUAUGAAUAGUUGUGUGCUACAAACAUUCCAGUUACAGUAUCUAUUCUGAAUAAAUUAUAUGUAUACUUAAAUCUGUUUCAAAACCAUCAUCUGUGGAACAGAAAAUGAGAAAUUUUGAAGAAUGUACUGUUUUUUUUUAUCAUAAUUAAUAGGGACUGCAGCUUUCAAGUGUCAGUAAAGAUUUAAAAGCACCAUAAAAUAAUCAUUAAAAUUCGCCCCAACUUGUGCCUAUAUUGUAUAAAUAAUUUCUUUAAUUUCGUUUGUGCAAAAAAAAAUCAAAGUUUGUGAAUGAAUUAUUCGGUGUGAACCAGAUCACACAAUUCAUUGAAAAAAUCAGACUCAAAUAAAUAAAUAAAUAAAGAAAGAAAGAAAGAAAAAUAAACGUUGAAUCAAGAAUCACUACUUGAACUCUCAUGAACUAUGGCCAAGUAGAUGUUGGGCAGAUGUCAUUGUUUAAUAACUUAAAUAUCUGUCUGUUCCUCUAGCAAUGCAAAAUGACUUAAGUGUACAAAGUCACAUGGACUGUGACUAAUUCUUUUAAUAUGGUUUUGCUCCAUAUGGUCAUGUUGGAAAUUUGAAAGCUCCAGUCCCUAUUUUAAUUUUUUCUGCACUGAAAAAAACAGCUCAUUCUUUAAAAUUUCUCUUGUUGUGUUUCAUGGAAGAAAGAAAGUCAUGCAGGUUCAGAACAACAUCACAGUAAAUAAAUGAUGACAGAAUUUUCAUUUUGGGGCAAACUAUUCGUUUAAAUAUUCUAUGGACAAUUUCACACUUGUCUGACUCCUCUAGUCUCAUCCAGUAAUUCUCUGAGCUGGAGAGCCACUAAAAGACAAAAGACACUUGAUUGGAAAUGUUGCCAUUUUUACAUUGCAAAGAUUAUGUGCUUUCUAUAUGAAUGAGGCCUUGACUUACUGCAUGAGACGUCAAUAAUUUGUAUGUUUUGUGAAAGAAAGAAAGAAAGAAAGAUAGAAAGAAAGAAAGAAAAGUUUAAAUGAAAAUGGAUUGUUCAAUGAACUGAUAUAUUAUAAUUUCCAUGUGCUGGAUAAACCACAAUUCUAAAAUAAGUAAACUUAAUUAUUGACAAGAAUGAAUGAAAGUAUAAAGAAAAUGAUAUUGAUGAUCAAAUGUAAGAAGAAAUUACAAUAUAUUAAAUAUAUACUAUGUUGUAUA
Molecule: messenger RNA, 3754 nt
Organism: Ctenopharyngodon idella (grass carp)
Lineage: Eukaryota; Metazoa; Chordata; Actinopteri; Cypriniformes; Xenocyprididae
Gene: arrb1
Product: arrestin, beta 1
Exons: 15
Coding region: 550-1782 (410 amino acids)
Biological process (GO): G protein-coupled receptor internalization; signal transduction; visual perception
Molecular function (GO): G protein-coupled receptor binding
Source: RefSeq, a predicted model, not a curated record